UCUUGGUCGGAUACGGUUGUAAAAAUACUAUCUCCCUAUUGACAAUAAAACCGUUUAUUGAAAAUAGAAAAAUGGAUUGUGACGAAUUCAGGCAGCGUGGAGCAGAAAUGGUGGAGUACAUCUGCAAGUACAUGGAAACUUUGAAUGACAGGCGGGUGACACCCUCUGUUGAGCCUGGUUACCUUCGUCAUCUUUUGCCAGAUGAAGCACCUCAAGAACCAGAACCCUGGGAGAAGAUAAUGUCUGAUGUGGAAGACAAAAUCAUGCCCGGUGUAACGCACUGGCAGCAUCCGCGGUUCCAUGCAUAUUUCCCAGCUGGAAAUUCAUUUCCUUCAAUUCUUGGUGAUAUGCUGGGCGAUGGAAUCGGCUGCAUUGGUUUUUCUUGGGCAGCCAGUCCAGCAUGUACAGAAUUAGAGACAAUAGUUUUGGAUUGGUUAGGUAAGGCAAUUGGCUUGCCAGAACAUUUCUUAGCACUGAAGCAGGGCAGCAAGGGAGGUGGUGUUAUUCAGACUUCCGCAUCUGAGUGUGUUUUAGUCACAAUGCUAGCAGCUCGUGCACAGGCUCUUAAACGACUUAAAACACAACAUCCUUUUGUUGAAGAAGGACAUUUGCUGUCAAAACUGAUGGCAUACUGUUCGAAGGAAGCGCACAGUUGUGUGGAGAAAGCUGCAAUGAUAUGUUUCGUGAAGUUGAGAAUUUUGGAGCCUGAUUGCAACUCCAGUUUGCGAGGAGAUAUUGUUGCUCAGGCCAUGGAAGAGGAUGAACUACAAGGUUUAGUACCAUUCUUUGUGUCAACAACAUUAGGCACAACAGGUUCAUGUUCAUUUGAUAACCUCGACGAAAUUGGAAAAGAAAUUCAAAGAUUUCCAGCCGUAUGGUUGCAUGUUGAUGCUGCUUAUGCAGGUAACUCAUUUAUUUGCCCUGAACUGAAGCCGCUCUUAAAGGGCAUCGAAUAUGCUGAUUCAUUUAACACAAAUCCCAACAAAUGGAUGUUGACGAACUUCGAUUGCUCGCUAUUGUGGGUGCGUGACCGCAUACGUUUGACAUCAGCUCUGGUUGUGGAUCCCCUGUAUUUGCAACAUGGCUAUUCGGAUGCUGCCAUCGAUUAUCGUCACUGGGGAGUUCCACUAAGUCGUCGAUUCCGAUCGCUGAAACUUUGGUUUGUUUUACGGAAUUAUGGAAUAUCCGGACUUCAGAAGUACAUCCGACAUCACAUACAUUUGGCGAAGCGAUUCGAGCAACAUGUACUUAAAGACAAUCGAUUCGAGAUCUGUAAUCAAGUCAAGUUGGGACUGGUUUGCUUUCGAUUAAUUGGAUCGGAUAAACUCAACGAAAAACUCUUGAGCAUUAUUAACGAAUCUGGAAAACUGCAUAUGGUCCCGGCUUGUGUGAAUGAAAAAUACAUUAUAAGAUUUUGUGCUGUAGCUCAAAAUGCUACCAAUGAAGAUAUCGAUUAUGCUUGGGAUGUUAUCGUUGACUUUGCUACUGAACUUUUGGAGAAGGAACAACACGAUGAAAUAUCAGAAAUUAUCAAUAAAAAGAAGAACAAAUCUUUGGCUCAGAAACGUUCAUUCUUCGUUCGAAUGGUCAGUGAUCCGAAAAUCUAUAAUCCAGCUAUUAAUAAGACUGGUAGUCCAAAACUUUCAUUGGAUAUGAUGUCACCAGUUGUUGAUGGAACACCGAUAAUUCAAAUACCAUCUGAUCAACGUCAAGGCACUUGGAUAAGUUGGCCAUUGGCAUUUCUUUUCAACAACAAUUCUUCUUCGGAUGAUGGUUCGAAGAUUAAUGUUGGUAUAAGAUUUCGACAUUUAGAUACUAAUGUCCGGCCAUCAACAUCUCGCCGAAAUUCCGGAAGUGGUGGUGGAUCAUCACCAUCACCAGAGAAUGAAGUUGCCCUUCAAACUGUGGCUAAGUCAUCACCAAAAAAAUCACCAAUUAUGCCACGAAAGAAAGACAUUUCACCAACACGAAAUCAUAACUAAAAUUUGAGCUUUCAAAAAACAAAUUGUAUCGACUUUCAAAUAAAUUGCCAAAUUAUAAUGUAUUAUAAAAUAUUUAUUUUAAAGAAAAAUAAUUUUAAAUUUUAAAAGUGCUUAAGCCAAUUUCA
Molecule: messenger RNA, 2107 nt
Organism: Eupeodes corollae
Lineage: Eukaryota; Metazoa; Arthropoda; Insecta; Diptera; Syrphidae
Gene: Tdc2
Product: tyrosine decarboxylase
Exons: 10
Coding region: 72-1982 (636 amino acids)
Biological process (GO): amino acid metabolic process
Molecular function (GO): carboxy-lyase activity; pyridoxal phosphate binding
Source: RefSeq, a predicted model, not a curated record